GUGUCAUUUGUAGACGGUUCGCUGGCGGCGUUGCGCAGGUUCAUUUUUAGAAAAGUCGAGUUGGGAGUCCUAUUAUUGAAGAAAAGUUGAAUGGUUUUGAUCGAUUAGAUCAGUAAUUAUUUUAGUUAGUAUAGUGAAAACACAAUAAAUCCAAAAUGGGAAUAAAAUUCCUUGAAGUUAUAAAGCCUUUCUGCAGUAUAUUACCAGAAAUAGCGAAACCCGAGAGAAAGAUUCAAUUCAGGGAAAAAGUAUUAUGGACAGCAAUCACACUAUUUAUUUUCUUAGUAUGUUGCCAGAUACCAUUAUUUGGUAUAAUGUCCUCGGACAGUGCAGACCCAUUCUAUUGGAUAAGAGUGAUCCUGGCAUCUAACAGAGGAACACUUAUGGAACUAGGAAUCUCACCCAUUGUUACAUCAGGACUCAUCAUGCAACUGCUAGCAGGAGCCAAGAUUAUUGAAGUUGGUGACACACCAAAAGACAGAGCAUUGUUUAAUGGAGCUCAGAAAUUGUUCGGUAUGGUGAUCACAAUAGGUCAAGCUAUUGUAUAUGUAAUGACUGGAAUGUACGGUGAGCCUAGUGAAAUUGGAGCUGGAGUCUGUCUACUCAUCAUCAUUCAACUGUUUGUUGCCGGUCUUAUUGUGCUGUUGCUCGAUGAACUUCUCCAAAAAGGAUAUGGUUUGGGCUCCGGUAUAUCUCUGUUCAUCGCCACCAACAUCUGUGAAACCAUUGUAUGGAAGGCCUUCUCCCCUGCUACUGUUAAUACUGGUCGUGGCACAGAAUUCGAAGGUGCAGUGAUAGCGUUAUUCCAUCUGUUGGCAACCCGCCCUGACAAGGUUCGAGCCCUCCGUGAAGCCUUCUACCGACAGAAUUUACCUAACCUCAUGAAUCUACUCGCUACUGUCCUCGUCUUUGCUAUAGUCAUAUACUUCCAGGGCUUCCGCGUAGAUCUACCAAUAAAGUCUGCUCGUUACCGUGGGCAAUAUUCGUCAUACCCUAUUAAGUUGUUCUAUACAUCGAACAUUCCCAUCAUCCUGCAAUCGGCGCUCGUCUCCAACCUUUACGUUAUCUCCCAGAUGUUAGCAGUGAAAUUCAGUGGUAACUUCCUCGUGAACCUCCUCGGAGUGUGGGCGGAUGUGGGCGGCGGCGGUCCAGCCAGGGCUUACCCGGUGGGAGGCCUCUGCUACUACUUCAGUCCCCCAGAGUCCCUUUCCCAUAUAGGCCAGGACCCCUUACACGCAGUUCUCUACAUGUUCUUCAUGUUGGGAUCCUGUGCCUUCUUCUCAAAGACCUGGAUUGAUGUUUCUGGAUCGUCUGCUAAGGAUGUCGCCAAGCAACUGAAAGAACAGCAAAUGGUAAUGCGUGGUCACCGUGACAACUCAAUGAUACACGAAUUAAACCGUUAUAUUCCAACAGCUGCCGCUUUCGGUGGUCUUUGUAUUGGAGCUCUCUCAGUUCUAGCCGAUUUCCUCGGAGCCAUUGGAUCAGGAACUGGUAUACUUCUGGCCGUGACCAUCAUUUACCAGUACUUCGAGAUCUUCGUCAAGGAACAGGCGGAAAUGGGCGGCAUGAGCACGCUCUUAUUCUAAGCUAUCCAAGCGUAACAUUCUAGAAAAUUUCAGAAUGCGCAGAGCAUUCUGGAACGUUUUGAGACUUUUAGAAUAUGUUUGGUUCUAGAAUGUUCCGAAUUGGAAUAAUGCAAUUUCAGUUUCGGGUGCGGAUUUUAGUGUUCAAGCGUUUUUACGCACAUUAUUGGAUAGUAGUAGUUAAAUGACAAUUUUAUCUUUUUAUUUUAAAAUUUUAGUUUCCUGUAUAUAGUGAUCAUAGUGACUUAAUCAAAUACAAUCUUUCCGUAUCUGAUAACUGAAUUGCGUGAAGUUAGUAAUAUGUUGUAGUGUGGAUCGCGUUGUUCACGCGAGUGGCGUGGGUUAUGUGCUAUUUAUAUGAAAGAACUUUAUAAUAAAUACUUUAACGAAAA
Molecule: messenger RNA, 1975 nt
Organism: Pieris brassicae (large cabbage white)
Lineage: Eukaryota; Metazoa; Arthropoda; Insecta; Lepidoptera; Pieridae
Gene: Sec61alpha
Product: protein transport protein Sec61 subunit alpha
Exons: 10
Coding region: 156-1586 (476 amino acids)
Biological process (GO): post-translational protein targeting to membrane, translocation; SRP-dependent cotranslational protein targeting to membrane, translocation
Cellular component (GO): Sec61 translocon complex; membrane
Molecular function (GO): transmembrane protein transporter activity; ribosome binding; signal sequence receptor activity
Source: RefSeq, a predicted model, not a curated record